Messenger RNA from Diabrotica balteata, 4848 nucleotides. Lineage: Eukaryota; Metazoa; Arthropoda; Insecta; Coleoptera; Chrysomelidae. The record is from the annotation of a GenBank genome assembly.
AUGGAACCAAAGAGGAAAUCUAAAAAAGGUAAAACGGCUGUACUGACAUCUAGUCCGUAUAAGUUAGAAUUAGAACUUGAAAUAAACACGAAGGAGGCAAUAGAAACAAUGAAAAAGGAAAAAGCUAAGAAAAAAAUAAAUGAUGAUAAGCACGAAGAUAGUGAAAGAAGUAACAAAAAAAUAAAAGUUUGUCCUUCCAAAGAUGAACAAAAUGAUCCCUGCAGGGAUAAAGAGUGCCUAUUUGGUUCUCGUUGCACUGUCAAUCCAGAUGGCCGUAACGCAACCUGCAUCUGUCCAGAUAAAUGUCCUAAUUACGGUGAUCAUACAACUUCUCGCCCUGUCUGCGGUUCCGAUGGCGUCAACUAUGGAAACCAAUGUGAAUUGCAACGUGCUGCUUGCUCGUCUCAGACCAACAUCACAAUUAAGUUUUAUGGAAAAUGCGAUCCUUGUGCCGGUGUCCAAUGCACCGAGCCUGAAGUGUGCCAGUUGGAUGAGCACCGCAACCCCGUCUGCCGAUGUGGAGACCCCUGUCCCUUGGAGUUUACUCCAGUGUGCGGCUCCGACGGAAAAACUUAUUCGAAUGAGUGUACCCUGCGACAGGAGGCCUGCCGAGCCAGAAAGCUGAUGAAUAUUAUUUACCGGGGAAAAUGCAGUUCAGGUAUUAAUCCUUGCAUAAGCGUUCACUGUGUGGCUGGAGAAGAAUGCAUCAUCAACAAAUUUGGAAUUGCCCAUUGCCAGUGUGCAGACACUUGUGAGCCCGUUAUGAGACCUGUUUGCUCUAGAGAUGGAAGAACGUUUCCUUCGGAAUGUGAGCUGAAGAGAACGGCCUGCCUAACAAGAACAAACAUGAAAGUAGCAUAUACAGGAAUAUGCGGCGAGAAUGGUCCUUGCAGCGAGCACGAAUGUCAAUUUGGAGGUACUUGUAUAGAGAGGGCCGGAACGGCACAUUGUGAAUGUCCGGAGUGUCCCGCAGAAUUCGAACCAAUUUGUGGUUCCGACGGAAUUUCUUACAGUAAUGAAUGUAAGCUGAGACUGGAGGCAUGUAAACAUCGAAGGAAUAUUACUGUCCUGUAUCGUGGACCUUGCAACGGUUGCGAGAGCAAAAAGUGUGAUUUUUACUCAGAAUGUGAAAACGACGGAACAUCAGAAGGACAUUGUGUUUGUCCACAGUCAUGUCCUGAUCCUAAGUUAAAUAAUGGAACAGUUUGUGGAACUGAUGGUAUUACUUAUUCAAGUGAAUGUGAGCUUCGACAGGCUUCGUGCAAAACAAAGCAAUACAUAAUAUUAGCCUACAAAGGAAAUUGUGAUUUAUGUCAAGGUGUGCAGUGUAAAUUCGAAGGCCGGUGUGAAGCCGGAGAAUGCGUUUGUCCUAAAAAUUGCGAAGAAGCAGGUGAAGAGCCAGUAUGUGCUUCAGAUAUGAUGACAUACCCCAACGAAUGCGAAUUACAAAAGGCAAGGUGUGCAAAAGGUUCCAAAGGUGCUCCAAUUUCAGUUGUGUUCUAUGGAGAUUGCAGGGAGAAAUUUCCCUCUGCUGGUUCCCUAAGCACUACCUUUCCUAAUUUAACGGAACAAAGAACUAAUCAGAAGACAGGUCAAGAUCUGGAAGUAGUAGUGCCACAGCUUACCGGAAAUUCUAUACUAGACGGUGUUACUUCAGAAAAAGAAGCUUGCAAAGACAUACUGUGCGAUUUUGAGGCCACUUGUGAAGUAGGUCCUGAUAACUUCCCGAGAUGUACGUGCCAGUUUAACUGUGCAAACGCCUAUUCAAGUCCAGUCUGUGCUUCUGAUCUUCGAAUUUAUUCGUCACUUUGCGCUAUGAAGAUGGAAGCAUGCCAGCGGCAGGAGGAACUCAGACUUAGACCUCUGGAUUUGUGUCAAGGGAUGGAAGUUAAACCUUGCAAAGGCGAGAAGCCGUUGACGGACCCUGUGACAGAAAGAGAACUUGACUGUGGUAAUGGUCCCUUUAGACAGGACUGUCCAGCGGGAAGUUAUUGCCAUCAAACCGCCAAAUUUUCGAAGUGCUGUCGAAAAAACGAAGCAGUAGUAGAGAAAAAAGACUGCGAAGAAAGUUGGUUCGGUUGUUGCCCAGACGGAAAAACACCGGCUCAAGGUCAAAAUUUUGGUGGCUGUCCAUCGAUUUGUGAGUGUAACAAACUAGGAUCCUACUCAGAUAUUUGCGAUCCAGAAACCAAGCAGUGCAAAUGCAAGCCUGGCGUUGGGGGAACUAAAUGUGAUCGAUGUGAACCUGGUUUCUGGGGACUACCGAAAAUAUCUGCCGGCUACCAAGGAUGCAUACCUUGUGGUUGCUCAACUUUUGGUUCCGUAAGAGAUGAUUGUGAGCAAAUGACCGGAAGGUGCGUUUGUAAACCGGGAGUCCAGGGACAAAAAUGUACAAUAUGUACAAACCAUAAUAAGUAUUUGGGCCCCAACGGAUGUGUUUCAGAUGACAUCCAAAGUACUGACUGGCCCUACAGCGGUGUUAAUCCUCAACAAUUCACGCAGCCAGACGAAAUAAGUUCUCCUCUCUCCAAAUCCACCCGUCACCUCCUGGUCCCGGAUCCCAGAUACUAUUACGAAAGAAGCAGUAACGUGCAUCCAGUAUCAUUUCCUGGUACUGACUUCGGUGGAAAUGAGCCCAACUCUAACAUGUUAUACCGUAAUCGUGGUAAUGAAUUUGCUCCGGCGUACCGGCCGACUCCAGCAACCGUACGUGUGUUGACGGCCUUAUUGGGCGAUAUAUGCUCAGAAAAUAGUGACUGUGCCAUUAUGAACAGUCACUGUGUUAAAGGAGCCUGUAUUUGCGUUUCCAACUACAUCGAAUCCUCAGAUCGACAAGAUUGUUUGGCGAAUUCUCCCGAUAUGGAUGAGUUUCCAGCUUGUAGCAGCUCUCCUUGUAACCACGGAGGCACUUGCAUCGACCUACCAGCUUCAACAUAUGCUUGCGUCUGCACAGCUAAUUUUACUGGUUUACUUUGUGAACUUGAAAUUACUCUUACUCAGUACGAAACGCCAGCAUUUCAUGGCAAAUCCUACGCACGACUAAGGUCGCUUAAGGCUUAUCACAAACUAAGCAUAGAAGUAGAAUUCCAAUCAUACACAGAAGAUGGAGUAAUAUUAUACAAUCAACAAAAAGCUGAUGGCUUAGGUGAUUUCGUUUCACUUGCUAUUGUAAACGGUUUCGUUGAAUUUAAGUACAAUCUAGGAAAUGGCGCUGUAUUAAUAAGAUCUGUUGACAAAAUCAAAAAGGGCGAAGACCAUAAGGUUGUUAUUAGGAGGUACCAUCGGGAUGGUGUCUUGAAGUUAGACGAAUCUGAAGAAAUUACUGGACAAUCAAGUGGAUCACUAAAAGCUUUGGAUUUAUUAGAAGACGCUUUUAUUGGAUAUGUUCCAACAAAUUACACAAGAGUUUAUGAUAAUAUUGGUACAUCAAAAGGCUUCCAAGGAUGCAUUAAGAAGCUGAGAAUUGGUAGACAGGAAGUAGAAAUCCAUAUGAGGCAGGAGGAAUGGGUUUUGGAAGUGAGUGGUAUUUACGACUGUUUAGACCACGCUUGCAAAGUUUCGCCAUGUCAAAAUAAAGGAAAAUGUUUAGAAUCUGACCAUUUAUUUAAAUGUGAUUGUCCGUCAAAAUAUACUGGAGACUACUGUGAAAAGUUUGAAGGUUCUUGUAUAGGAGAGCAGUGUAUGUUUGAAACAGAUUGCCAAAAUAAGAAACUGGGGAUACCUUGUCAAGAAGAUUUCAAAAACUUGCAUAAUCUUAUACCAGAAUUUAAUGGUAACAGUUACAUACAGUUUCCAAAACUUCAAGGUAUCAAGAAAAGAUUUUCAAUGGAGAUCAUUUUCAAAACUACAGCAGCCAAUGGUCUUAUUGUUUACAAUGGACAAAUGAAGAAUGGCAAGGGAGAUUUUAUUUCUUUAAAUAUUGCUCGAGGAUAUCUUCAGUUUAGGUUUAACUUGGGAAGUGGAAUCGCCAAUUUAACAAGUUCCAAUCCAAUUACACAAAAUAAGUGGCACAGAGUUAUAAUAUCACGUGAAGGGAGAGAAGGCAGAUUACAAGUCGACAAUUCUACAGAAGUUCGAGGAUAUUCAGGAACUCCAUUGACAGAACUCAAUUUAGAAACUCCACUUUAUAUCGGCUCUAUUAACAAUUGGAAACAAAUACACCGACUCUCAGGAGCUUCAAAAGGUUUUAAAGGCAUUAUUCAAAAAGUCACGUUUAAUCACAUUCCACUACACAUUUCAAGUCCAUUACCAGAUUGUACACCAGCAAUUCCACAGAACGAUUCCCAUUGCGUUUUCAAUAUUGCCUACUACGAAGGCACACCUUGUCCACCAGGUAACAACCCCUGUCUCAACAAUGGAAUAUGCGUUCCAGAACUGGACAAUUUUACUUGUAAAUGUAAUGGAAAAUACAAGGGUCGAUACUGUGAAACAAUAAACUUAAUUAAUACGUUAACAAUACUAACCCUUUUACUAAACAAUAGCGAAAAUUUAACGAACGUUACUGACAACGAUGAAGAAAUUCAAAACAAAACUAUAGAAGAUGAAGAGAUCGAACAUGACAACGAUUUUUUAGAUGAACAUACAUUUGAUUAUGACGUAGAAGAUUUAGAAGUUUUAAGGAAACCAGAACGUGGUAAUAGAUAUGAAAUCAAGAUACGCACAUUUAGAUCUGAAGGACUAAUACUAUGGAGAAGAGGUACUUCAACAUUACCACUAGGCCUACCCAGCUCAUACUACAAAGGCUUCGAAGGCUGCAUCCAGAAGAUCCUCAUCCACGGCAAACCUAUAGACUUACUAGCUAAUAAUGAUAUAAGUAAAAUUAAUUUUUGCCAUGACAAUGAAAUAUAG